Molecule: messenger RNA, 2335 nt
Organism: Propithecus coquereli (Coquerel's sifaka)
Lineage: Eukaryota; Metazoa; Chordata; Mammalia; Primates; Indriidae
Gene: DYM
Product: dymeclin
Exons: 15
Coding region: 371-2092 (573 amino acids)
Biological process (GO): Golgi organization
Cellular component (GO): Golgi apparatus
Source: RefSeq, a predicted model, not a curated record
GCCACGUGACCGCCCGGCUGGCGCGCUCCCGGCCGUUCGUUCGCUCCCUAGCCGCGUUCACGGUCGCUUCCCUCUUCUGUUGCCGACUCCCGGCCUCCGCACCGAAGCGGCCGGGGCUGGAGCCAAGCCGGAGCGGAGCUGCAGCCGGAACCGGAGCCGGACCCGCAGAGACGUGGAAACAUGGAGGCCUGAGCCGGCGUGCGCCACCCCGGGCUGCGGCGGCGACCGCGGCUUCUACCGAUCCCCUCUGCCACCCGCCCGCCCGUCCGUCCGUCCGUCCGUUGAGCUGGAAGCAGACCUCCCCGCCGGCUGAGACAGGUGGUGUUGUGGAAAUGCAGGCUUAAGGACAAGUUAUCUACCAAAUUAGAAGAUGGGAUCAAACAGCAGCAGAAUUGGUGAUCUGCCUAAAAAUGAGUACUUAAAGAAGUUAGCAGGAACAGAAUCUGUUUCUGAGAAUGACCCGUUCUGGAAUCAGCUUCUCUCGUUUUCUUUCCCUGCACCAACUAGCAGUACGGAGUUGAAACUCUUGGAGGAGGCAACCAUUUCGGUCUGCAGGUCUUUAGGUAAGGGGGAAAAAUGUGUCCACAUCUUCAUUUGGCAGACACACAAUGCUUUAUUUAUUAUUUGCUGUUUGCUGAAGGUGUUCAUCAGUGAGAUGUCAGAGGAAGAAUUACAACUUCAUUUUAUAUAUGAAGAAAAAUCUCCUGGCAGUUGCAGUUCUGACUCAGAAGAUCUUUUGGAAGAAUUGCUCUGCUGUUUGAUGCAGUUAAUCACUGAUAUUCCACUCUUAGAUAUUACAUAUGAAAUAUCAGUAGAAGCGAUAUCAACAAUGGUGGUUUUCCUUUCCUGCCAACUCUUCCACAAGGAAGUUUUGCGACAGAGCAUCAGCCACAAAUAUUUGAUGCGAGGUCCAUGUCUUCCGUACACCAGCAAACUUGUGAAAACCUUACUGUAUAACUUUAUCAGACAAGAAAAGCCGCCUCCUCCAGGAGCCCAUGUUUUUUCUCAGCAGUCGGAUGGGGGAGGACUACUUUAUGGACUUGCAUCAGGAGUAGCAAGAAAGUCAAUCAAGCUGCCAAAAUUUGACUUUAGUUGUGUGAUCACUUUUGAUGAUCUUUUGAAAAUAUUGAUAUACCUUUUUUUCUGUAUUCCAGAUAGCAGUCCUUUUCCAUCAUCAAUUCCACACGCCUUCCAGAUCAACUUUAAUAGUUUGUACACAGCUCUGUGUGAACAGCAGACCUCUGAUCAAGCAACUCUCCUCUUGUAUACAUUGCUCCAUCAGAAUAGUAAUAUUAGAACAUACAUGUUGGCUCGCACAGAUAUGGAAAAUCUUAUAUUAAAAAAUAUUACUUGGUAUUCAGAACGAGCUUUAACUGAAAUUUCCUUGGGGAGUCUGCUGAUACUGGUCGUAAUCAGAACCAUUCAGUACAACAUGACAAGGACGAGAGACAAGUAUCUUCACACCAACUGUCUGGCAGCGUUAGCAAACAUGUCAGCACAGUUCCGCUCGCUCCAUCAGUACGCUGCCCAGAGGAUCAUCAGUUUGUUUUCUUUGCUGUCUAAAAAACACAACAAAGUUCUGGAACAAGCCACACAGUCCUUGAGAGGUUCGCUGAGUUCUAAUGAUGUUCCUCUACCAGAUUAUGCACAAGACCUAAAUGUCAUCGAAGAAGUGAUUCGAAUGAUGUUAGAGAUCAUCAAUUCCUGCCUGACAAAUUCCCUUCACCACAACCCAAACUUGGUGUACGCACUGCUUUACAAACGGGAUCUCUUUGAACAAUUUCGAACUCAUCCUUCAUUUCAGGAUAUAAUGCAAAAUAUUGAUCUGGUGAUCACCUUCUUUAGCUCAAGGUUGCUACAAGCUGGAGCUGAGCUGUCAGUGGAACGAGUCCUGGAAAUCAUUAAGCAAGGUAUUGUCGCACUGCCCAAAGACAGACUAAAGAAAUUUCCAGAACUGAAAUUCAAAUACGUGGAAGAGGAGCAGCCUGAGGAGUUUUUUAUCCCCUACGUCUGGUCUCUGGUCUACAACUCCGCAGUGGGCCUGUACUGGAACCCGCAGGACAUCCAGCUGUUCACGAUGGACUCUGACUGAGGGCGGUGCGCACCCUCCCCCGGCCCCUGCAGCCCCGCGGCCCGUCCGGUCACUGUAUUUCUGGGCAUCGGAAGUAGACAGACGACUGCCCGGUGUGUCUCCUCCUAAAGAGGAUUGCACAAGCGUGUUCCCCUCACACACUCGGGGGAAUCGGUGCCAGUUGGCAAUAGAUCACUCAGCUUAGAUUGUAGCGCAAAAAAGGGGGGAAAUACACAACAAUAAACGUAAAAACCUGCCAUUCAA